AUGAUAAAUAAUAAAAAUAUAUUGAUAAUAUUGUUAAUUUUAGUUUUAUCAAUAAAUUUAUCAGAAUCUUUAUGUAUUAUUGGUAAUUUAAUUUGUAUUUUGGAAGGGCCAUUGCUCGUCUCGGUAGCUCAAAUCUUUUCAGAUUUAUCUACUUCAGGUAAUUUAGUCCAGGUUGUAAAUAGUGUUUUAACCGUCACAAAUUUAUUUAAUUGUAAUUCCGAGGUCGAAUUAUUAGGUGGUGUUUUGGUAAUAGAAAGUGGAUUUGUCCUUAAUGUUGGUUGCAAAUUUACAAUAAAGAAUGGAGCAUCAAUUCAAUUUUUAACAACAACUCCAGUAAAUCUAGGUCUCUCAUUGUUUUUCAUGGACUCAAGUGGUAAUUCUUCACUCUCUGUUGAGGCCGGAGUUUUAAAUACUAAAAUCACCGAGAUGGGUUACGAAGGGUUGGAGCUACCAAAGCUUAACAUUAAAGCCACUCAAUUUACAUUAAAUAUUGGUCAAAAUAUCGUUUCAAGUAUUGAUAGGGUUACUGUCAAUUUUGGAAAUACUGCUUCAAAUUUACUUUCAAUUGGAACAAAUGUUUCAAUAUCGACUCUUUCAGUUAAAAACUCUGCAUCAGCUAUAGACAUACCCGAUAUUUUAUUAAAUACAUUAAAUUUAGAUAAUUUAUCCAAUGUUUUGGGUAUAGCAUCGUCAACACUUCAAAAUUUAAAUAUUAAUAAUUCACAAUUAAAAUUAGAUAAAGCACUAAACAUACCUCUUAUUAGUUCAGUUAAUAGUGUUAUAACCUUAUCUAAUAGUUUAGUAUCAAUUGUUAAUGGUACAUUAUUAAAUUCACAAAUUUCUCUUCCAACAGCCGGUCAGGUUCUUCUUGUUAAUGGGGUUCUAGACCUUCUUUCUACAUCGAUCGAGCCAAUUCAAACAUUUUCAAGUGGUAGUGGUAUUUUAAAAUUAGGAGCUAGUGCUGUUCUUUCAGUUGGAAAUUCGUCCAAUAUCGUUUACAAAUUAAAUAAUCAGUUACAAUCACUUGGUGGCUUAAUUAAAUCUAUUGGCUCUUUAAGAAUACCAAAUCAAGUCAAUAAAAUCACUCAAUUGGGUUUGAAUAUAAAAAGUUUAUUGGUAGAGUCUGGUCAACUUUUAUUAAAAGAUUCAACUUUAAAAAUUACAAACUCAAUUUCUUUUUUAUCAAGUACAAAGGGUUUAAUGGAAUUAGAAGGUGGUCUUUUAUCAUUAAGUAAUGUCUUUGAUAUUGCAUCAAACACUUUUAAUGACUUGUUGGUUUCAAAUGUAGAUCUUACUAUAAAUAACUUGGUAUUUGAUUUGGUUAAUUUAAAACUUCCAAAUCGUCUCUCGAUUGGAGUUGAUGCAAGUUUAAAUGUACUAAAUGGAUUGAAAUUACACACCUCCAUCGAUAUCUCUCUCUUAGAUGGUAUACUUAGUACAAAUUUGGUUUUUGUUCAAUCAUCAGCCGACAAUAUUGUUUGUAAUGGUCUAACUCCAACUCCAAUCCUUGUGGAUGGCUCAACUUCAACUUAUCAAUAUAUGUGUGAUGAUAAAAUGAUCGUUUUAAGACUUGAAAGUUGUGUUGGUGUGGUUUGUCCAAAUGGUCAGUGUGCUUCAAGUUUAUCAAAUUGUCCAUCAUCUCCAUUACCAAAAUGUCAAGUUGGUGAAAUUCGUUGUUUAGAUGGUUGUCACUCAGAUAUAGAAAGUUGCCAGGAUAUAGAUUGUAAUACAGUAACUUGCACACAACCAGGUACAUCAUACUACGGUUGUCCAUUUGAUUAUUUCCAAUGUGGUGAUGGAUCAUGUCAUUUAAAUAAGUAUGAUUGCUGUGCUCCUGGUAUAAAUUGUACUGCAAAUUUAGCACCAACAAUAUAUAGACCAGAGUUAUCUAUUUCGCCAGUUCAUUCAUUAAAGGAUAUUACAGUACCAAUAGUUUAUAAAAAUAGUGCUUUAAAUGCUUUAGAUAUAUACGGUUAUGUUAAUCUUCCAAGUGGUUAUAUUCCUGGUGGAGCUUUAAAAAAUUUACAAAUUACCUACUCUGAAGAUUCAUACUUGGAUUCAGUUGAUGGAGAUUCCAUUUGGGGAAUAGAAAACGAAAUUUCUUUAUUUAGAGAAGCUGCUGUAUCAAUGAUUUUCGACGUUUCACUAGAAAAUAUCCUUAGUCCAAUUUUUAAUAUUCCAGUUACUUUUGAAUUAAAAAUACCAGGUGCACAAAAUUUGGAUUUAAAUAAUUAUUGUUUAUACUAUAUCAAUACUCAAAACAAUCAAUGGGUUUGCGAAGCUUCGGGUACACUCACUUUAACAUCAAGAAAUACAAUUUUGGUAAAUACCCCACAUUUUACCAAUUUUGGUGUCUUAUUAAAUAAUUAUAAACCAAAACCAACAAAGUCACCAACUGGAUACUACCCACCAAUUUUUACAACCACAGUAACCACAACAGCAACUACUACAGCAACUACUACAGCAACAACUACAGCAACAACUACAGUUUUUUUGACAACAGGUGGUUCAAACCCUGGAACAUCUGGUUCGGCCACUUCAGGUACUACAACAGCCACUACAACAGCCACUACAACAGCCACUACAACCGCAACAACCACAGCCACAGGUUAUACUACCUAUGGUGGUAUUGACCCAAGCUUAGAAGAGGUAAAUAAGAGUAACAAAAAUACAAUUAUCAUUUCAGCAACUGUAGCAGGUGGUGCAGUUCUUAUCGCAGGAGGGGCUGGAUUCUUUAUCAAUAAAAGAAUUCGUCAUGGAAGAGUCGUUUUCUGGUGGAAAACUCGUAAGCCACCACCAUCAUCAAGAAUGAACACCUUACCAUAAAUAUAUAUACAACUCACCUAAUUUAUUUAUUUAAAAUCAACAUAAUAAUACAAAACUGUAAAUAGUACUCUUUUACUUUGUUGUAAAAGAUAAUCGAUUAUAAUUUUUUUUUUUGUAAAAUUAGAUUAAAUUUAUAAUCUAAUAUUAAAGUAAUAAAAUAAUUUAUUGAAUGCUCAUAUAAAUUUUUUAAUUU
Messenger RNA from Dictyostelium purpureum, 3019 nucleotides. RefSeq lists its product as uncharacterized. The transcript is spliced from 2 exons. Lineage: Eukaryota; Evosea; Eumycetozoa; Dictyosteliales; Dictyosteliaceae. Bases 1 to 2826 code for a protein of 941 amino acids. The record is from RefSeq and is a predicted model, not a curated record.